Molecule: messenger RNA, 7639 nt
Organism: Xyrauchen texanus (razorback sucker)
Lineage: Eukaryota; Metazoa; Chordata; Actinopteri; Cypriniformes; Catostomidae
Product: calcium-activated potassium channel subunit alpha-1-like
Exons: 31
Coding region: 335-4159 (1274 amino acids)
Biological process (GO): potassium ion transport; transmembrane transport
Cellular component (GO): postsynaptic membrane
Molecular function (GO): large conductance calcium-activated potassium channel activity
Source: RefSeq, a predicted model, not a curated record
CCGGCACCUGUAAAUCCGCCCUGAACGCGCCGCGGAGAAAACGCGCACCGAAUGAACGCAACACGUUGCUGAAUGAAGAGAGAGAGAGAGAGAGAGAGAGAGGUGAUCAGACAGCAGUGUGUCCAACAGAGCGGCAGGAAUACGGGUGGAAACGGCGGACACGGUGGUGCGCUACUUUUCCAUUUCAGGCGAGAUCCGAACAGCGGCCGAGCGCGCUGAGAACAGCGGGAGAAGAGCGCGCACGCCCGGGCACACACACGCAGGGCUGCCCGCCCUCCAAACAUGGCUGAUCGUCGGCUGUGGGGCGCUGCUGAAACCUCCAGGAAGACGAUCCAUGCUGCCCGCUGAUGAUGAUGAUGAAGAUGAUGAUGGACCUGAUGGGAAGCAGCUCUCCACAAUAAUGACCAACUUCAUCGACAAGCAUCUAAAAACGGGUCCGUCCUCAGUUCGGAAGAUGGACGUGAUCAUCCCGUACACCCCCGAUGUGCCCUGUGACUCGAACGGGCAGCGCAUGUGGUGGGCGUUCCUCGCCUCCUCGAUGGUCACUUUCUUCGGGGGUCUCUUCAUCAUUUUGCUGUGGAGAACUUUCAAGUACCUGUGGACGGUGUGCUGCCACUGCAAGAAGAAAAAGAAGGACGUGCAUCGAGUGAGUAACCCUGCUGUCACCAGUGUUGGGGGGAUUAAAGUAGGGGGAGAGCGCGAGACGGAGAUAGCGGCCAGCGAGGUGGGAUGGAUGACCUCUGUGAAGGACUGGGCAGGGGUCAUGAUCUCCGCUCAGACGCUCACUGGACGCGUGCUGGUGGUGCUGGUGUUUGCUCUGAGCAUCGGCGCGCUCGUCAUUUACUUCAUCGACUCCUCUGACCCGAUCGAAUCCUGUCAACAUUUCGACAAGGACUUCACGUUACAGAUCGAUAUGGCCUUCAACGUGUUUUUCCUGCUGUACUUUGGACUGCGUUUCAUCGCAGCCAAUGAUAAGUUGUGGUUCUGGUUGGAGGUGAAUUCGGUGGUGGAUUUCUUCACCGUUCCGCCCGUGUUCGUGUCCGUGUAUCUGAACAGGAGUUGGCUGGGAUUGAGGUUCUUAAGAGCCCUGAGGCUGAUCCAGUUCUCAGAAAUAUUACAGUUUUUAAAUAUCUUAAAAACAAGCAACUCUAUAAAGUUGGUGAACUUGUGCUCCAUCUUUAUAAGCACAUGGCUGACCGCAGCGGGCUUCAUUCAUCUGGUGGAAAACUCGGGAGAUCCUUGGGAAAAUUUCCAAAAUUCCCAACCACUUUCCUACUGGGAGUGUGUGUACUUACUGAUGGUAACGAUGUCCACGGUGGGUUACGGAGACGUCUGCGCUAAAACGACCCUCGGACGUCUCUUCAUGGUCUUCUUCAUUCUCGGAGGAUUGGCCAUGUUUGCCAGCUACGUUCCUGAAAUCAUAGAGUUAAUAGGAAACCGCAAGAAAUAUGGCGGUUCGUAUAGUGCAGUAAAUGGGAGAAAGCAUAUAGUGGUUUGUGGUCACAUCACAUUGGAGAGCGUCUCCAACUUCCUUAAAGACUUCCUACACAAGGACAGGGAUGAUGUCAAUGUAGAAAUAGUUUUUCUCCAUAAUAUUUCCCCUAAUCUUGAGCUGGAAGCCUUAUUCAAGAGACACUUCACACAGGUGGAGUUUUACCAGGGGUCUGUCCUAAACCCUCAUGAUCUCGCCCGAGUCAAGAUCGAGUCGGCUGAUGCAUGUCUGAUAUUAGCCAAUAAGUAUUGUGCUGAUCCCGAUGCGGAGGACGCGUCCAAUAUCAUGAGGGUGAUAUCCAUUAAAAACUACCAUCCAAAGAUCCGUAUCAUUACUCAGAUGCUGCAAUAUCACAAUAAGGCUCACCUUCUCAACAUCCCAAGCUGGAACUGGAAGGAGGGUGAUGAUGCCAUCUGUCUGGCCGAGCUGAAGUUGGGCUUCAUCGCUCAGAGCUGCCUGGCACAGGGUCUGUCCACCAUGCUGGCAAACCUCUUCUCCAUGCGGUCCUACAUUAAGAUUGAAGAGGACACGUGGCAGAAGUAUUAUUUAGAGGGAGUGGCCAAUGAAAUGUACACGGAGUAUCUGUCCAGUGCCUUUGUGGGUUUGUCUUUCCCCACGGUUUGUGAGCUCUGUUAUGUGAAGCUGAAACUUUUGCUGAUUGCCAUCGAGUAUAAAUCAGACCAGAGAGAAAGCAGCACGCUGAUUAACCCGGGGAAUCACGUGAAGAUGCAGGAGGGCACACUUGGAUUCUUCAUUGCCAGCGAUGCCAAAGAGGUCAAAAGGGCACUUUUCUACUGUAAAGCUUGUCACGAUGACAUCACAGACCCCAAACGGAUCAAGAAAUGUGGAUGCAAGCGAAACAAGAGAUCCGGCUCCAAGAGAAUGCGGCUGGCAUGUUGUGUAGCUUGCGGUGGGGCAGAUCGGUGCUGCUCGUGCAUGUCAGAAAGUGUCUCUAGUAACUUGGAGGUCCUGCAUCGUGGCUUCCCCCUCUCUCCUGUUUCUCUGUAUGAUAACACCGCUACUUUACACUCCUCUAAAAGUAACUAUAAUGGAUACAUCAAAUCAAUAGUGGAGGAAGAUCAGCUGUCCGCUCUGUCACCCAAGAAAAAACAACGUAACGGAGGGAUGAGAAACUCGCCCACCAGCUCGCACAAAGUAAUCAGGCAUGACCCGUUGUUAGUCACAGGACAUGAUCAAAUGGAAACAAUGGAUGAGAAUAUUAAGAAAUAUGAUUCCACUGGAAUGUUCCACUGGUGCCCGUCAAAAGACAUAGAAAAUGUUACCCUGACGAGGAGCGAGGCAGCGAUGACCGUUUUGAGUGGUCAUGUGGUGGUUUGUAUAUUUGGGGAUGUAAAGUCUGCCCUGAUUGGUCUUCGUAACCUGGUGAUGCCUCUGAGAGCCAGUAACUUCCACUACCACGAGCUGAAGCCCAUCGUGUUUGUGGGUUCUCUGGAGUACCUAAAGAGAGAGUGGGAGACACUACACAACUUCCCCAAAGUCUCCAUCUUACCCGGCACUCCACUGAGCCGUGCUGAUCUGAGAGCUGUCAACAUUAACUUGUGUGAGAUGUGCGUCAUUCUGUCAGCUAAUCAGAACAAUAUCGACGAUGUGUCUCUCCAGGAUAAGGAAUGUAUUCUGGCGUCUCUCAACAUCAAGUCAAUGCUGUUUGAUGACAGCAUCGGUGUUCUGCAGGCAAACUCUCAAGGUUUCACUCCUCCUGGGAUGGAUCGCUCCUCUCCAGAGAACAGUCCUGUACAUGGAUUGGUCCGGCAGCCGUCCAUUACGACAGGAGCAAAUAUUCCCAUCAUCACAGAACUCGUGAAUGACUCAAACGUUCAGUUUCUGGACCAGGAUGACGAUGAUGAUCCAGACACAGAGCUGUAUCUCACGCAACCCUUCGCCUGUGGAACAGCAUUUGCCGUCAGCGUUCUGGACUCAUUAAUGAGCGCUACGUACUUCAAUGAUAAUAUUCUAACUCUGAUCCGGACGCUGGUUACCGGCGGUGCGACUCCAGAGCUGGAGGGUUUGCUGGCAGAGGAGAACGCCUUGCGCGGGGGUUACAGCACCCCACAGACCCUGGCAAACAGAGACCGCUGCCGCGUCGCCCAGCUGGCGCUCUACGACGGGCCCUUCGCUGAUCUUGGGGACGGUGGUUGCUAUGGUGAUUUAUUCUGUAAAGCGUUAAAAACAUACAACAUGUUGUGUUUCGGAAUAUACCGCUUGAGAGACGCACACCUGGGAUCGCCGAGCCAAUGCAACAAACGAUAUGUGAUUACAAACCCACCGUACGACUUCGAGCUGGUGCCCACAGAUCUGAUCUUCUGUCUGAUGCAGUUUGACCACAACGCUGGCCAGACCCGCGCCAACCUGACCACACACACCACCAUCUUCCCCAGCAAAAAGAGCCUGUCUGCCCUCUCUAUACCCCCCUCAUCCGCGCGGCCGGGUCACAGCCGGAGCAGAGACCUGCGUGACAAACAGAAUGCGACCAGGACGAAUAGAGCGGUCUCAGAAAAGAACUGGUACACAGACGAACCUGAGAGUGCCUUCCCGAGAAGUGCACAAAUCAAACACACCGAUACACACUCAGCCAAUCAGAUGACUCAGUACAAAUCAUACACCAGCAACAUCAUCCAGCCAAUCAGAGAGGUGGAGGAGAACACCUGAGACAAUAUCUGGGACUUACCUGAUCAUGGACAAACUGAAUGUGGCGGAUCUGAUUCUGGUCUAUAAAUAACAGUAUUAUAAUAGCUAAAGAGAAAAUGACAGAUGUGUAAUAGAGGAGAGUAGAAUGUACUACACUUGUUGUAGAUGACCACAAUCUCUUCUAUUCAUCAUGAGCAAAACAUGUAGAAAUAACUAUUUUUAACCGCUUUAAGACGUUAGUAGGAAUAUAAUUGGAUUUAUUAGCGAUCGUAUUUGCAAAACGAUCCAAUUAUUUUACAUUUGUUAGCCAAAGACCAUCGUAUUAGGCGCCAUAUAUCGCGUAAAGUGGGCACAGGUCCUCCCUCAGUCCAGGUCUCUGCCUGGCACAGUGUUGGCAUGGACUCCGAACCUAACUGCAGUGCCCAUAGCCAAUCUGAACGCUGGGCACAUGAAACAAUAAAAAAUAACUACAAUAGCUGGAUUGAAUGGCAGCUUAGCUAUGUUCUCGUACCAAUGAUUAUGCAUUGUAGCAAUAAAAAUCCUGUUUUACUGUAUGUUUGAUUUGAUAACGAUGUAUUUUAUUAAAUUUUUUGUUUUUAAUCUAUACAGCAAGUGAUGAAUGGAUUGAAAAGCAAUCGUUACGUCUGUCAUUUCUAUGAAACCAUUGAAGUGCGUUCAACCUAGACUUUGUUGGUGUGUUCGGUCCAAAUCGGAUGUGGGAUAUACUCAACAUGACCCUCAUAACAACUCGUAAUAGCUUGUACGAGAUGAUGAAAUCGUAAAAUAUCUUCAGGAAUUACUUGGCACGUAAGAGGACCCACAUUAUAUUAGGUGUCGUGCUUACUAUGUACUUAUGUGUACUUGCAUAUAAAGUAAAUGCAUCGUAAUGCUUCUUGAGCGCGUUACCGCGGAGACGUAGUGCGUGUGGAGGCUUCACGCUAUUUUCCGCGGCAUCCACGCACAACUCACCAGAUUAUAGCGGCCACGAGGAGGUUACCCCAUGUGACUCUACCCUCCCUAGCAACUGAGCCAAUUUGGUUGCUUAGGAGACCUGACUGGAUUCAAACUCGCGACUCCAGGGGUGAUAAUCAACGCUAAUACUCGCUGAUUUACCCAGACCCCCCGAAAACUGAGCUUUUUGAAAAUGCUCUCCCAAGUGGAUAAAUAUGAAAACGCCGUCUUCACGUUGUAGUCUGGACAGAAAAAAAUUGGAGAUAUUAGAAAACGAUGACGUAUUUGUUGUCAUGUGAUCCAUUCAAUCCAAAACAAUCAAGAUGGCGUCCCAUGUUGUAGCUGCGCUUACGUUUUUCACAUGCACAGUAAGGGCAUUAAAGCAUUUUCAGAUAUUUCAGUGUGAACGACCAACUUUUGGAAAUCGUUUGAAAAUGGCAGUAAAUGAAAAUGCCGAAAUUUUGAAAACAUUUUUGAAGCGGUUGUAGUGUGGACAGGAGAAACUGAGAUAUUCUGAUACGAUGAGAGCUUUUCGUAAACGAAUAAACAAAGCAAAAAAUAUCACAUAUCACUAUUUAGAGGAGGUGAUUAUCUUUCAAAUGAGUCCACACACAAGAUUAUCAGAUGUAUAGAUCUUUAGAUAAUCCACAUGAAGCACAAUGUUACAUAUGGCCACCAGGAGAUGGCGCCAAAUACAUGACACAGACUCAAUGAUGCCUCAAAUGACACAGAAUGAAACUCAUCUAAAAAAUACAGUGACCUUGUUUCAGGCUUAACGGAUGUUUAUUCAAUCCCUGUAUCAAUUUGAAAUUCUGUUAAUUGGUUGAUGUAAAGGUCGUACUUUUUCGUACGAGCGAAGCUGGAUGAUAUCUUACAAUUUCGCCAUCACGUAUGAAUUAUCACAAGUUGUUAUGAGACUGCGUCGUAACUAACUUUGGCAUGCAGUGACCGAUGAAACACAAAGUCUAGUGUGACUGCACCAUUAUGCACCAAAAUCAACACAAAUGCUCAGAUUUGCAUAUCAGUAAUAUUAAGAUUAAAUGUAGUUCAUGACCGUCUGUUCAGUGAUUGUUUGUGUUAGACGUCUUUGAUGACAAACAUACUCAGACUGUUCACAUGCAGCUUGUAAAGUGCCGUUUUUUGAGAAAACAGCAAAAACAUUCCAAAUCUUGACAUGCAAAGUAUUUCAAAGUGUAUUUAUUUGGUUUAAACAAAGUGCUGUUAGUCCAUAAAACCAUUGUAUGUAUUUACAUCUCAGACCUGAUAAAUGUGUGAUGAACCUUGAGAUUCUGUGUUCACUUUUACAGUCAUUCCAGUGUUUCACAUAAACUCUAAUCAGGUUAUACAUGUGCUUUAUAGACUGCAUCCGCGUCACAUGAGCCUUAACGGAGCUGAUCUUAUAUCAGCGGUGCCGGGCAGAACCGGACUCGAGGGAGGGCCUGCAAAGACCCACUGCCGCGAAAAGUGGCCCAAAAAUCGUCAACGCCCACAAGACUUGAUUAGUUACCGCUGAGAUAUGCGGCAAAUCUUAACAUUUAAAAAGCAGGUGACUGAAAAGUGACAUGGAAAUAUUUGCUCAAGGUAUUUGAUUUAUGAAUAGUAUGCAUCAUUUUGGUCAUGUGCAAUUUGCAAAUUACCCAUUUAAAGGGGUCCUGUCAUGAGGAAUCCAUUUCUUCAUUAUUUUAACAUAUGGGAGGUCAUUUGUACUAUUAAAAACUUGAAAUUGGCCACGUUGCGACGUCAGGAUGCGGUGUCCUUUUGCAUAUUGUGUUUUCUUAUUGUAUUUUGGUCAAAAUGAAUGUGCCGGGACGCCCCGUAUUUAAACAGCCAAACAUUCGAGGGGAACUUCGAAUCUUGUAUGCCUCAUAAUACAAGUAUUCAGGAGCAACGGUGUCCCGACGUUGUUCAGAUUUCCAUUGUUGUUUCAGUCGAACAAUUGCUGUAGUUUGAUUGUGUGCCCACAUACUGGGUGCCGCAUUUGGACUGGGUGCGUGCAGGGGAUUUUGUAAAUCACAUGCACGUUUUCAUCCUAAAAAAAAAACUGUUCCACGAGUUUUAUGGUGGGUGGCAUUUGCUCUUCAAUGAGGUUAACCAAACGUAACGGUGGACAUGUGAUUUGAAGUCUUAAAGGAGAAGUAGCGCAAAAACCGUGCGUUUCAGACAGAGGGCCAAAGACAGGUCACUACAUUACGACUGCUUUUUGUCUUAAAUAAAGCCAAUACUAACAUUAUAAAUGAACCUCAAGGCAAAUAAUAAAAUAUGCAUGACAUGACCCCUUUAACGGUGGCCAGAUUUAUCAGAGGAAUAAAAUGUGUCAUUUAAAAGGAAAUGUCUUAAGCGUUCAGAUGUAAAACAUUUCAAGUGGAUUAAGUGUUUUACCUCGUCGAAUGCAGAGAGAAUUCUUGGUAUCUUGUGUGUUGCUGGAUGUCACGAUUUACUGUAAAUGGCAUAACAGAUAUAAACAUAAGAUGAUAUUGUACAGAAGACUGUAAAUAAAAUGUACAUGAUUUUAUUUUGUAAUUUCACAGAAUAAAUAUGGAUGUAUUCGUG